Heterotrigona itama is the source of this 639-nucleotide messenger RNA. Lineage: Eukaryota; Metazoa; Arthropoda; Insecta; Hymenoptera; Apidae. The record is from the annotation of a GenBank genome assembly.
AUGGCACGUGCGUUCUAACAGCGACCUUAUGAUUCUGGACGCGUCUGUUUUACGUAAUUUUGAUUAACAUUUGAUUUAUCAUAGUUGUAGCAUCAGUGUGAGUCGAAUUAACACUAUUCGAAAUAUAAAUAUUACGUAAUAUCCAUGUAUCCAGAAUCAUAAAGUCGCUGUUAGGACGCAGUGUGAAAUGAUUAAGAAACUUUUUUCCCAUUUUUUAAAUAAACUAUUAGGUUGCGAUCUAUGAUCCCUUGGAAAAGUUUUAUCUUGCCAAACUCUCACAAAGUUUUCAUUUCUCUACCAAUUCUCACGCUUGAAUAUUUUCUUUUCAACAGGUACAUCAUCACGUCCCUGUGCGACAGCUGCGAGAGCAGCGAUUCGGUGGUGGCGGUGGUGUUUUGGGUGGGCUACUUCAACAGCGCGUUGAAUCCGCUCAUCUACGCGUAUUUCAACCGGGACUUCCGGGCGGCGUUCAGAAAGACGUUGGAGAGUUGCUGCGUGGCGCUCGGGCCGGUCCGCGAUCUUCGCCAAGCACACCGGAAGCAGGACCUCGUGCACAGCAACGCGUCCUCGGAGUUGCACGUGAACAAUCAGCUGAGAGCCAGCGAGAUGACCAACGUCCACAUCGAGGCGUGCAUUUGA